AUGGGCUCGCGGAUAAAGGAAAAUCCCCAGAAGACAUUUGAUUUGUUCUUCGAGGCAGCCUGCCCCACAUCUGCAGAUGACGACCCCCAGGUGCUGAGGCAGUUCCCGGAGGAGUUCGAUGACCAGGAAUCCAUCCAGAUGCUGCCCAAAUUCUGCUUCCCCUUCGACAUAGAGAGGGUAAAGGAGAGCUCUGUGGUGCAGAACUUCACCUUCGCCCUGACCGACCUGGAGGGUAACCAGCGCUUCGGGUUCUGCCGCCUGGCCGGGGGCUUCCGGACCUGCCUCUGCAUCCUCAGUUACCUGCCGUGGUUUGAAGUUUUCUACAAGAUCCUCAACAACAUUGCCGACCAUUUAGCCAAGGAGCAGCUGAAUGAACUGACCGAGCUCCUCUCCGCCCUCUAUUGCCACCCGGUGCCCCAGCUGAACAGCCCCGUGAACCUAGAAUUUCCCUCCUACUUCAUUGCCCCGGACCUCGGCAGCCUGCCUACCAUCCCGGAGAGCAGGAACCUGACGGAGUUCGUGGUGGCCGUGGAUGUGCCCAACAUGCUGCAGCUGUACGGGAGCAUGCUGUAUGAACGGCGCAUCCUGCUCACCUCCAGCAAGCUCAGCACGGUGAGGGCCUCCCUCCCUUCCCGCAGCGCCCCUAUGCCCUACCUCAUCGGUGUCCACUCCAGCCUCAUGGAGAGGGUGCGGGACAAGGCCCUGGAGGACGUCGUGAUUAUCAACAUCGACACCAACACGCUGGAGUCGCCCUUCCAGGACCUGGAGAAUCUCCCGAGUGACGUGGUGUCUCUGCUGAAGCUCCAGCUGAAGAAGCAGUCGGCCACCACUGGCGACGGGGUGGCCCGAGCCUUCCUCCGAGCCCAGGCACUGCUCUUCGGCGGCUACCGCGACGCGCUGCUUUGCACCCCGGGCCAGCCCAUCUCGUUCUGCCAAGAGUCCUUCCUCAACCACAAGUCCAGCACCAUGCGGGAGUUCCUGCACAACGCCGUGCACCUGCAGCUCUUCAAACAGUUCAUCGACGAGCGCCUGGAGAAGCUGAACGCCGGCGUGGGCUUUUCGGAUGUGUUUGAGCAGGAAAUCACCAACAGCGGGUUGGCGGCGGGUAACCUGAGGUCGUACCAGCUGUGGGUGGAGAGCCUCAAGAAAGGCGGAGGGGCCCUGAUCCACACUAUGAAGAGCAAGACAAACCCAGCCGUCAGGAACAUGUACAAAUACGCCAAGAGCCAUGCCCGAGACAGGCUGAAGGAGAUGCGAAGUCGCUUGAGGUACAGGGACUUGGGCCAGGCUUCAGCCCUGCAGCGAGGCGGCUCCCUGAAGUGCGACCAGCUCUCAGGCCCCAUCCUGCCCCGGAGCACCCAGUCCGAGUGCCUGCAAAGCCGGCUGCCCAUCACCCAGCACUUCGGGAAGUCCCGACCCCUGCGACCCAAUAAACGCUGCAGCGGGAUGGAGCUGGAGGCCCAGAGGGAUGCCCCGGCAGAAGGCCACAAGGCUCCCCCAGGCCCCGAUGCCAUCCCUGAUGGGGGGGAGAUGGACAAGAGCUUCCUGGAGACGGGCGAGAUCGACCUGCUGGGCGAGAUCUUCGAGACGCUGAGCCUGGCGGCGCCCAGUGGACGGGGGCUGCUCUACGGGACCCGCAGCCUGGACUUCUGCAACCUGGAGGAGGGCAGCUGCUACACCAGGCUGAGGCACACGAACCCCAGUGAGGAGAACCUGAGCGGGCGCCAGGCCCGGGACCACGAGUGCUGGCUGCUGGCCGAGGAGGACGACUCGUCCCUGGAGUUCGCCCCCCCCUCUUCGGAGGAGGCCUCCCUGGCCGAGGAGGAGGCUGGGGACUCCCAGCAUGCUUUGCUGCUGCCCGCCAAGGCCACGCGCCCGGCGAGCGGGAUGUGGGACCGUGGGAUCAAUGAGGAUGAGGAGGGCCCUCCCCAGCCAGCUGAGAGGGUAGCAACGCUCAGGGUGCCCUGGCACAAGCCCUUCCAGCUCGGGGAGGAGGAGCUGGGGGGCGGAGGGGCUGGGGCAGAGCUGACACCAACCACUGGCUCUCUGGGGCCCCCUGAAGAAGUGGGGACAGGAGGCCACCCUGAAGCAGCCACUACAAAGCCAGAGUCUGGGCAGGGGGUGUGCAGAGCAGAGCCCCUCCCCAAACAGGAUAGCCCUGCCCCUGAGGCCAAGGCCUGUAGGCAAACUGACAUCAGGGGCGGGGUCCCCCCGCUGGGGCCGGGGGCCAACCUGCCCAGCUCAUCCUGGCCGGAGCUGGACCAAGCCUCCCAGCCCCCGGCCCUGCCCAAGGUAUCGGAGCUGAAGAAGAGGUUUGAGUCCUAG
Terrapene triunguis (Three-toed box turtle) is the source of this 2325-nucleotide messenger RNA. Its product is annotated as DENN domain-containing protein 1B-like. The transcript has 22 exons. Gene Ontology annotation, molecular function: phosphatidylinositol phosphate binding; guanyl-nucleotide exchange factor activity. The coding region runs from base 1 to 2325 and encodes 774 amino acids. Lineage: Eukaryota; Metazoa; Chordata; Testudines; Emydidae. The record is from RefSeq and is a predicted model, not a curated record. Gene Ontology annotation, cellular component: cytosol; intracellular membrane-bounded organelle. Gene Ontology annotation, biological process: endocytosis; endocytic recycling.